Messenger RNA from Pseudomyrmex gracilis, 3459 nucleotides. RefSeq names its product scm-like with four MBT domains protein 1. The coding region runs from base 404 to 3106 and encodes 900 amino acids. Lineage: Eukaryota; Metazoa; Arthropoda; Insecta; Hymenoptera; Formicidae. Gene Ontology annotation, cellular component: nucleus. Gene Ontology annotation, biological process: regulation of DNA-templated transcription. The record is from RefSeq and is a predicted model, not a curated record. The transcript has 7 exons.
UUGUAUAAAUAUAGUUGCAUUCGGUUGCACUUGCUCAAAAUGAAAUAGAUAGAUAAUUAAAUAUCAGAAUGCGCGGAGAGAAACAAAGAAAAGAUAGAAAAAGUACAAGAGGUGCAACUAAAGAACAGAUUCACUGUUUUGUCCUGUACAUGUAUAACACAACUCUGAGAAGAUACUAUUCACUUGCGAUUGCUCGCGAUAGAUUUGGAUAGAUUAUAGCAACACUUUGAAGUAGAUUUUCAUUACAUUUAUUUCGUCAGCAUGUGGUAAUCAUUGAAGGAAGUUCUGUUAAUCUCAUUAUAUAUAUAUAUAUAUAUAUGUGUGUGUGUAUAUGUAUAUAUAUAUAUUUAUAUUUAUACAUAUAUAUAUAUCGUACGCAAAAUCUCGUCGACAUAAAUAAAUUAUGGAAGCGAGCGAGAAUGAAGCUCAAGAAAACCCGCAAGACGGAGAUUAUGGAUUUGUUUGGCAAGAUUAUCUUGAUGCUACAGCAACUGUAGAAGUUCCACAACAUAUGUUUCCUCAUGUGGAGUUGACAUUGCAAAAUAGCAUUGAGAUAGGUAUGUCGCUAGAGGUGCCAGUGCAAAAAAAUGAUCAGAAGGAACCAUCAUAUUGGGUAGCUUCUAUUGUCAUGGCUUGUGGACCUUUAUUACGGUUGCGUUACUUUGGUGGCGAUGACAGAUCGUUAGAAUUUUGGUUUAAUCUUACAAAAGAAGCUGGUCAUGAACUUGGCUGGAGUGUAAAAAACAAGAAGAAGUUAGAACCACCUGAUGUUAUACUUGAAAAAUCACCAGAUUGUAUAAAUAAACUUGAUGAAUUCUUAUUGACAGCACGCACACUACCAGCUGAAAUGUUAACAGGAGAUGGUCUAAGUAUGACAGAGAAGAUUAAGAAAGGAAUGAAGGUUGAGAUAAAUGAUCCAUUACAUCCAUACAAACUAUGGGUUGCUACGAUUAUUGAAAAUAUUGGUGGACGUCUUUUAUUAAGAUAUGAUACACCAGGUUCCUCUUCGAAAGAUUUCUGGAUAUUUUGUACAUCUGAGCGAUUACAUACAUAUGGAUUUGCAACCAAAUCAAAUUCCGUUUGGUUUUUGGGACCACCUUCUUCACUAGUUGAUUUGCACACAUAUGAAGAAUGGAAAGAUUUGAUAGAUUCCAAACGAAAAGAUUGUGAGCAUUUGGAAUUGUUUAAUAAUACCAUACAUCAUCCGAAACACAAUUUUGAAGUGGGAAUGAAGAUGGAAGCUUUGAAUCCGGUAGAUCGGACAAAGAUGUGCCCUGCUACCGUGACACAAGUAUUCGACGAUACUUAUUUUCUUGUGAAAAUUGACGCACAUACCAAGGCUACAAGUGAUACACGUUGCUCUGAAAAUAAUACAUGGUUGUGUACUGCAGAUCAUCCGUACAUAUUUCCAGUUGGAUGGGCACGAAAACACAAUGUUACGAUUACUAAUCCACAAGGUUGGACUCCAAAGACUGAAGAAUUUGAGUGGAACGAAUAUUUAGAGGCGUUCUAUGCUAGUGCGGCACCUGAGAAUUUAUUUAGCAAACAUUUGGCUGCUGUUGAGGCAGGUUUUGAAUGCGGCAUGAGAUUAGAAGCUGUCGACUCAAAAGACAAACAUGUAAUUUGUGCCGCUCACAUAACUAAGAUCGUCAAUAAUCUCUUAUGGAUAAAAUUAGAUAAUUGCAAUUAUUCUCGACCAGAUCAUAUAGUCGAUAUGCAUUCCUUGCAAAUAUUUCCCGUUGGAUGGUGUGAAUCCAACCAUUACCCGCUAAAACCGCCGCACGAUUAUAUUGAAGUCUGCAAAAAACUAGAAAGAACUGUAAAGGAAGAGAAGAAGGCGAAUCUCUUGGACAUACCAAUUUCAGAACCACGGUCUUCACUCUGGUGUCCAAAGAUAUAUUUUAAUUACCGGUGUUUUACAGGCCCAAUGAUCUCAAAAGGUAAAUUAGCAACACUUCCAAAGUCAGUGGGGCCUGGGCCAGUCGUGUUGGUUAUGCGAGAAGUUUUAUCGAUGAUAGUAUCCGUCGGGUAUAGAAGUGCCAGAAUUUUGAAAGUUCUGCAAUGUGAUACCAAGCCAGAUCCUGGAUAUCACUUAGAGGUUUUAAAGGCAAAACACAAAAACAACACAUAUCGCGCAAGUGUAGCCAUUGUUACAUCGGGAGACAUGGUAGCGGAUUUCUGUAGAAGUGUUUGUAAAAAACUAAUGGUAUGCCCAAAUUUGUUCGGUCCUCUGUAUGUAUCAGAGAACGAAUGUCCAGACGAAUGUUAUAAAACAUCAAAAACAAAAUUUACAACGGUUGGAACUGGUAAGAGAGGAAAGCCAAAAGGAUAUACAAGUAUCAUGGUACAAAAAUCGAAACCGUGGGGUAGAAAGCGUAGAAGAAGGCGUGGUAGAUGGGCGAAUAAACAGAAAGACGCUAAUGAGGAAUAUGAGCAAGAAGAAAUGGCCUUUAUGUCAUUAGAUUUGGCUAAACAUGUUUCAGAGAAUCAAGUCGAAGAGACAUACGAAGGAAGACAACUGCUUUCAGAAAUAGACAUUAUGAUACAAAAAGGCUUGGAGAAAUCCGAUAAAGAAGAUUUCAAGAUGGAAAUUGCAUCUAGUAAUGUUUCCGAAGAUUCCGGCAGUUCGUUUAAUGAUAGAAAGCUAAAAGAUAGAGAGUUGUGCAGUCCCUCAAAUUUAAAUUCAAAGCAACAUUCCACAAGAUUCGGUCAGAGUUCUGCAAUCACCAGAGGAAUUAAAAGAGAAUGGGACACGAGCAUAGAAUCCGAUUGCUCUGAGGCAGAUGCCGAAUACUUGAGAAUGCAAAAGACUCAAAGACGACCGAAAACACGGAAACUUGAUUCGAAUCCGCUAUAUUGGAGUGUAGACGACGUGUUUCGGUAUCUCAGAAAAACAAAUGACUGCAGAGAUCUCGCAUAUCGCAUCAAGGAAGAGGAAAUUGACGGUCUCGCAUUUUUGCUGUUGAAUCUUCCCUCUCUUACACAGCAUAUGAAAUUGCGGACAAGUUUAGCUAUGAAACUAUGUCGACACGUUGAGCAAGUCAAAGUUACGUUUUUUCUGCGACACAUUCAUGAAAUGGAGCCUGAACAAUAUCAAAUGGUUUAAUGUAAUUAAUGAUUCAAUUAUUUUGCAAAAACGAAUUUAUUAUAAUGUCUGUAUAAUGUACAUAUAGUAACAGACGUCCAUAUAUAAAAACACACAUCAUGGAAACAGUUGUUUGAGAAUCUUUGUAAUUUUUCAGUUACAUAAUGCACAAAUUAACCAGGAAUUAAGUGAUCGCGACUACACAAAUUCGCAGUAUUUUAUUCUCAAAAAGUGAAAACAUCAGUUGAUGUAUAUAGUGUCCAUAAUCAUGUCAUACACACAUCUUAUUUUGUCAAGAGUUUUUUUCAAAAAUUUUAGUUUUUUUCUAUUUUACUAAGGCUUAUAGUACAAUGACUGUGAAUAAAAUAAAAUGU